This is a messenger RNA of Pseudomassariella vexata, 1149 nucleotides long. RefSeq names its product BRCA1 C terminus domain-containing protein. The record is from RefSeq and is a predicted model, not a curated record. Gene Ontology annotation, molecular function: protein dimerization activity. Lineage: Eukaryota; Fungi; Ascomycota; Sordariomycetes; Amphisphaeriales; Pseudomassariaceae. Gene Ontology annotation, cellular component: exomer complex; trans-Golgi network. The coding region runs from base 1 to 1149 and encodes 382 amino acids. The transcript is spliced from 2 exons. Gene Ontology annotation, biological process: Golgi to plasma membrane transport; conjugation with cellular fusion.
AUGCUGGUCUCUCUCACCGUCGGCAAAGUCGAUGCCGGCGUGACGGUGCUUUUGACGCCUGACAAGCGCCUGAUCGAGUUUCCCUCUAUCCUCCUGCCGCCCAACAUCGCAUCGGGCUCCAUCGUCGACAUCACAGUUGCGCGCAACAACGCCUCUGAAUCCGAAGCCGAUAAGCGCUUCUCGGCACUACAAGAUCAGAUCUACGGCUCAUUCGGUGCCGGCGAACCCUCGACGCCCAUCCUGCGCUGCCGCAACGCAACCCAAACCUCGGUCGUACUGGAAUGGGACCCGAUCGAACUGGCGACAGCCGACCUAAUCUCACUCUCGCUCUACCGCAAUGGCCAGAAGGCCGGUAACAUCCCGCGGCCCCUGCACAUGCACAGCACCAAGAUUUCUGGUCUGGCCGUCGACACCGAGUACACGUUCUACCUGGUGUUGCGGACGAGCGCCGGCACCUUCAGUAGCAAGCAGGUGACAGUCCGCACGCACAAGAUGACGGACCUGAGCGGUGUCACCAUUACGACAGGCAUCCUACCUUCGGCCACUCGCGAUAGUCUCGCAAAGGCGGUGGAGCGCAUUGGAGCUAAACUCGUUGACGGCGUGCGAAUUGACACGACGCACUUCGUAACCACCGAGGGCCGCGGCAUCGCCUGGGAGAAGGCCGUCGAGAUGAACAUCCCCGUGGUUCGGCCGGAGUGGGUCGAAGCGUGUGAGACCAAUGGCAGGAUCCUCGGUGUCACUAAAUUCUACCUCGAUGCGCUGAGACCCGGCCCGCCGAGCGAGGAGCAGGUGCCCCGAACCGAACCAUCACAGGUCCAGCAGAAGGGUUUGCCGCCUGACCCACCAGCAGAUAAUGGCGAUGGGGAGGCGGCCGCAAGGAAACCCCGGGACGAGGAUACGGAGAGCGAGAGUGAGGAGAGUGAGAGCGACGGGCAAGAGGAGAAGGCGAGAUACGAGGCGGAGCAGAAGGUGAGAUUAGAGGACAAGGAAACACAAAAGGUCGCAUUGCGGCCGGGUCAGCCUUCGUUCGGCAAGGAUGGAUCUGAUGAUGAAGAUGAAGAUGAACAAAUGGGCAAGGAUGAGAAGAAGAAGGUGCAGCCAUCGCCAUCCGCCGGGGAUGGCGCGAGCUUCCAGGAUGUUGCUUUGUGA